Messenger RNA from Galeopterus variegatus (Sunda flying lemur), 1426 nucleotides. It is a transcript of the gene KATNA1, whose product is annotated as katanin p60 (ATPase containing) subunit A 1. The record is from RefSeq and is a predicted model, not a curated record. Lineage: Eukaryota; Metazoa; Chordata; Mammalia; Dermoptera; Cynocephalidae. The transcript has 8 exons. Gene Ontology annotation, biological process: microtubule severing. Gene Ontology annotation, cellular component: microtubule cytoskeleton. Gene Ontology annotation, molecular function: ATP hydrolysis activity; ATP binding. Bases 10 to 1257 code for a protein of 415 amino acids.
CAGUUGAGCAUGAGUCUUCUUAUGAUUAGUGAGAAUGUAAAAUUGGCUCGUGAGUAUGCGUUGCUGGGAAACUAUGACUCUGCAGUGGUCUAUUAUCAGGGAGUUCUUGAUCAAAUGAACAAGUAUCUGUACUCGGUGAAAGAUACAGCCCUCCAGCAGAAAUGGCAGCAGGUUUGGCAGGAAAUAAAUGUGGAAGCUAAACAUGUUAAGGAUAUCAUGAAAACACUAGAGAGCUUUAAACUAGACAGCACUCCCUUGAAAGCUGCACAGCAUGAGCUUCCAGCUUCUGAGGGAGAAGUCUGGUCCUUGCCUGUACCUGUUGAACGAAGGCCCUCCCCAGGACCUAGAAAACGCCAGUCUCCUCAGUACAGUGACCCUAAACCACAUGGUAACCGUCCAAGUACAGCUGGCAGAGUUCACCGUCCAUCUGCACAAAAUCUUCACAAUGACAGAGGAAAAGCUGUUCGUUGUCGUGAAAAGAAAGAACAGAACAAAGGAAGAGAGGAAAAGGGAGUAUUGAUGGUUGGCCCACCUGGCACAGGAAAGACCCUCCUUGCUAAAGCAGUAGCUACAGAAUGCAAGACAACAUUCUUCAAUGUCUCUUCAUCAACUCUGACUUCUAAAUAUAGAGGAGAGUCUGAGAAGCUUGUUCGUCUUCUGUUUGAAAUGGCUCGAUUUUAUUCUCCAGCCACCAUAUUUAUUGAUGAGAUAGAUUCCAUUUGUAGUCGCAGAGGGACUUCUGAAGAGCAUGAAGCAAGCAGGAGGGUGAAAGCAGAGCUGCUGGUUCAAAUGGAUGGUGUUGGAGGUGCUUCUGAAAAUGAUGACCCUUCCAAAAUGGUUAUGGUUCUGGCAGCUACUAAUUUUCCCUGGGAUAUAGAUGAGGCUUUAAGACGACGUCUUGAGAAACGAAUCUAUAUUCCUUUACCAUCAGCAAAAGGCAGAGAGGAGCUAUUACGAAUAAGUUUACGUGAGCUGGAAUUGGCUGAUGAUGUUGACCUUGCAAGCAUAGCAGAAAACAUGGAAGGUUAUUCAGGUGCGGACAUUACCAACGUGUGCAGGGAUGCAUCCUUGAUGGCAAUGAGAAGGCGUAUUGAAGGUUUGACCCCAGAAGAAAUCCGAAAUCUUUCAAGAGAAGAAAUGCACAUGCCUACAACUAUGGAGGAUUUUGAAAUGGCUUUAAAAAAGGUUUCUAAAUCAGUAUCUGCUGCAGACAUUGAAAGAUAUGAGAAAUGGAUAUUUGAGUUUGGAUCAUGCUAAAUUCUCACAUGUAAACUGUAAACUGUGAGAAACCUGUCUAAGUGUUUGAGUACUAAUUAAAUGUAGUGUUUCAUUGCACUGAGUGCUAUAUUUUUUUAAACUUUCAUAAUGGUAAGAUUCUUAAAAAUCUCUUAUGAUUCUGAAUAAAGCCAAUUUUUUUUGUUGCAAA